AAAUUGGAAUUACAUGGCACAAAAUAAUUUGCAAGAAGCUUAAAGUAGCAAGCAAUCUGUAGAUGACUUUGGUUGGCUUGAAAGUGACAUGAAGGAGAAAAUUCUAGCACUUACAAUUUUGUUAUCAAAAUGGACAAAAAUAAAUAAAAAUCAGCAGUUUCCAGCCAUACUACUAUUCUCAAUAUUCCAUGAAAGGGAGACAGACAGAUAGUUACAGGUUGCUUAUCUACAAUUCAGUCAGUGGUUGUCCAUUACUUUGUCUUUCAUUCUUUGGCUCAUACAUUUACAAACAAUUAAUAAAUAAGAAAUUAUAAUUAUAAUUGUGAGUGUGAGUGUAUAAAUACUAUAGAAUUAUUUUAAAAAAAUUAAAUAUAUACGGAAUCUAUAUGAAAAAAAAAAAUUAAUUAAUUUUUUAAUAAUAGACUUCACUUUUUUUCUAAACUAUUAUACGGUACUUACACACUCCACGACUAUUAUAUAUAUCAUUACUCUUAAUAUAUUUGCCUUCCUAACCACCACGUCUUUUAGAUUAACUACCAAUUAUUAAUCUAAUACUAACAACGAUGUAAUUGUCUUCUAAGACUAGUGUACUCGUAGUAUUCAGAUCCCCUGCAAUCCCCUGUCCUGUUGUAACUACUGCAACCUCUAUACUUACAACCUCGAAAAUUUCAUUCCUUGGCCAUUUUUUCACAAACCAAAGAAGAAGAAGAAGAAGAAGAGAAUGGGUGAUUUUGCAAGCCCCUUCAGACAGCCACCUCCUGCUCCAUCAAAAUCCAACUUACCUACCUUAUAUUAUGGCCUCGUGGUGAUCGCGACCGCCGCUCUGUUGCUAGUCCUAUACAACCUCCUAAUUGUCAGAUGGUGCACACGGAGCCACCAAAUCCAGAGAGCACCAAGACGAAGAAGCCCGUCGGUGGAGAUCUCAACCAGUCAGAGCUGUGGAAACCCCAACAGGAACUUGUUGUCCAGCUUCAGGUACAAGAAAGGAGUGGCAGCAGAUGAACAAGGCGUUGAGCUGAAUGAUUGUGAAUGUGCAGUUUGCUUAUCAGCUUUCGAGGAAGGUGAAGAGGUGCGGAAACUGCCACAGUGCAAGCACUCCUUUCAUGCUCCAUGCAUAGAUAUGUGGCUCUACUCUCAUUCUGAUUGCCCGCUUUGUAGGUCACCCGUUGGCUGGCGGUGUCAUCGACAUGUCGUGUAUACACAGCAAGCAAAUUCUCAAGAAAAUGUGCAGGACUCAGGCAGCUCAGUUUAAUGGAUUUUGUUUUUCCCAUUGGGAAGGGGAUAACAUUUCGUGCGUGGUGGGUAUCUCUGGACCUGUCAGGAUGAUAACAACAAACAAAGAAUAUAAUAGAUAGGAAGCAAGUUGCACUGGGUGGGACAAGAUGUUUGUGUUUCAUAAUUAAGCCGAGGAGUCAACCAUGGAGGUCGAUUUCAUACAUAACAUUAAUAGGUUCUAGUGUAAAAGCUAGGCCAAUCCAGCUUUAAGUUCCAUCAUCGCAAAUCCUAUACAUUUUUCACUUUUGUAGUGUUCAGCACCCGUCUUAUAAUUGGCCUAUAACACAAGUUUCUUAGUAGGCUUAGGACCCUAUUUCUCAGAUUUGUAAUCAAUUCCAAUAGAAUCACAAGACAAGAACACGUCCUUCUGAUUCACCAAGCAAUCGUAUGUCUGUCAUUGCUUUCAUAUCAUGCAUUUCUUUAUGUAUAAAAUUUACCUAAUGUAAUUUUACUGAAACCACCACUUCAUUUCAA
Messenger RNA from Juglans regia (Persian walnut), 1749 nucleotides. Its product is annotated as RING-H2 finger protein ATL52-like. Bases 722 to 1252 code for a protein of 176 amino acids. Gene Ontology annotation, biological process: protein ubiquitination. Lineage: Eukaryota; Viridiplantae; Streptophyta; Magnoliopsida; Fagales; Juglandaceae. The transcript has a single exon. The record is from RefSeq and is a predicted model, not a curated record.